Messenger RNA from Mesocricetus auratus (golden hamster), 1457 nucleotides. RefSeq names its product Rab9 effector protein with kelch motifs (gene Rabepk). The record is from RefSeq and is a predicted model, not a curated record. Gene Ontology annotation, molecular function: protein binding. Lineage: Eukaryota; Metazoa; Chordata; Mammalia; Rodentia; Cricetidae. The transcript is spliced from 7 exons. Bases 343 to 1437 code for a protein of 364 amino acids.
AAGAUGGGGCCAAUAAUUAUCACAGAGCAGCUGUUAGUUUUAUUAGAAUCUGUUUGCCAGGAGGAAUAAAGCGCUGGCCAUCUGGCACCCUCAGCCCCAGCUCUUAGGUCCCCGCCUGAGCUGUGAGUCAUUCUUCAAGUUGCAAGCAAUUGAAUCUGGGUUAGACUGGCUUCAGUGUUCAUUGGCUGGCUGUCUGCUAAACCCUACAUUCAACAGCUCACACUGGCUAACAUCAAUGGCUGCUGUGUAGGCUCCGGAAGUCCAAAGGCAGAUAGUCCCUCUGUAGUGAAGUUAGAGACAGAGCAGGUGAUGGAGUUUGACCUGCACUGAGGGGCUCACAGAAUGUCGCCGAGAGGUACAAUGUUCCCAAAGGACUCCAGGUACACCUUGACUCGACCUGGAGACAAACCCUGCCCUCGAGUUGGCCACAGCUGCUCCUAUUUACCCCCAAUUGGUGAUGCCAAGAGAGGGAAGGUCUUCAUCGUAGGGGGAGCAAAUCCAAACCAAAGCUUCUCAGAUGUGCACAUCAUGGAUUUGGGAACACAGCAGUGGGACACGGCCACCACGGAAGGUCUGUUGCCUCGGUAUGAGCACGCCAGCUUCAUCCCCUCCUGCACCCCUCACAGCAUCUGGGUGUUUGGGGGUGCGGACCAGUCAGGAAAUCGAAACUGUCUACAAGUCUUGGAUCCUGAAACCAGAACUUGGACCACACCAGAAGUGAGCAGCUCCCCGCCAUCCCCAAGAACAUUCCACACAUCAUCAGCAGCCAUUGGAGACCAGCUAUAUGUCUUUGGAGGAGGAGAGAGAGGUGCCCAGCCUGUGCAGGACGUGAAGUUGCAUGUAUUUGACGCAAACACUUUGAUGUGGUCUCAGCCAGAGACACAUGGAAGUCCUCCAUCUGCUCGGCAUGGCCAUGUGAUGGUGGCAGCUGGUACAAAACUCUUCAUCCAUGGAGGCUUGUCAGGGGACAAGUUCUUUGAUGAUCUCCAUUGCAUUGAUAUAAGUAACAUGAAAUGGCAGAAGCUUAGUCCCACAGGGGCUGUUCCAGCGGCCUGCGCUGCCCAUGCUGCUGUGGCUGUGGGAAAACAUGUGUAUGUGUUUGGAGGAAUGACUCCCACUGGAGCACUGAACACGAUGUACAAGUAUCACACAGAAAAGCAGCAUUGGACCUCCCUUCAGUUUGGUCCUUUCCUACCUCCUGGACGACUGGACCACUCCAUGUGUGUCAUCCCAUGGCCAGUGCCGUCCACCUCUGAGAAUGAAGACUCGGAUUCUGUCAUUCUCAACUGUGAAGCUGAGAGAACGGGCGCUGCUGGCGUACACGUGGCUCAGGGUGGUGAGGAAAGUCAGACUAACAUGUCGCUCUGUUUCGUGUUCGGUGGGAUGAAUACCGAAGGGGAGAUCUAUGACGACUGCAUUGUGACUGUAGUUGACUAAUAAAGCCCACAUUUUUAUUA